GUAUGCAUAUAAAUAGCUAACAAGCUGAUGCUUUUUGUCAUUUCAACAGUACCACAUCAAACAUUCUCUAGCACAAAUUCAUAUAUAAGGUUUUGGUUCAUAUCUCAGAGUUAUUAAUUAAUCAUGAUAAGCUUAGAAGAUAUAUCCAAGGUUAUAGUAGCAACAGUUCCACUCUAUGUAGCACUAAUUUUAGGCUAUGGCUCAGUCAAAUGGUGGCGCCUCUUUAAAGCUGAUCAAUGUGAUGCCAUAAAUAGGCUUGUUUGUUACUUUACUCUCCCUCUUUUCAACUUAGAUUUCACGGCUCAUAGUAACCCUUUUGAAUGGAAUUACAAGUUCCUAGCCGCGGAUGCCAUGUCUAAGGUCAUUAUAGUCGCGGUCUUAGCCCUUUGGGUUACAUGUAGCAGCAAGGGAAGCUAUUGUUGGUCGAUAACUAGUUUUUCGUUGUCAACCUUAACAAAUUCACUCGUCGUUGGGGUGCCCUUACUAGGGGCCAUGUAUGGUCCUAUGGGUGUAGACCUAGUUGUUCAAUUUUCGGUUACUCAAGCUAUUAUUUGGCUUACGGUACUCUUAUUUGUUCUUGAAUUUCGUCAAUCUAGGAUAGAUUUACCUAGUACUAUAAAUUGUGUUAGUACUAGUGUAGAGAUUAAGGAUCCUUCUCAAGUUCAUUCUUUUGGGGUUGAUCAGAAUAAAGAUAUGGAAGGAAAAAUUAUUAGUACUAAUGAUGGUUUAGGGGAUGUUGUUAGGCCAUCAUUAUGGUCUUUAAUCAAGGGGGUUGGGGUGAAAAUUCUUGCUAAUCCCAACUCUUAUUCUUGCAUUAUAGGUAUUGCUUGGGCGUUUUUUGCUAGCAGGUUUCAUUUGCAAUUGCCAAGCAUAGUUGAUGGAUCUAUACUCAUUAUGUCAAAAGCUGGGACUGGAACUGCUAUGUUUAGUAUGGGCAUGUUCAUGGCAUCGCAAGAGAAGCUAAUCUCAUGUGGACCAAAGUUGACCAUAUUCGCGAUGAUUUUGAAGUUUAUAGCUGGCCCUGCCGCUAUGGCUAUAUCUUCGCUUGUUCUUGGUUUGCAUGGUGAUGUUCUACGUGUAGCUAUCAUCCAGGCAGCAUUGCCCCAAUCUAUCACCUCCUUCAUAUAUGCGAAAGAAUAUGGACUGCACGCAGAUGUUCUAAGUACUGCGGUAAUAUUUGGCAUGAUGGCUUCACUUCCAAUUUUGAUUGCAUAUUAUGCAAUUUUAGAGACAUUUCACUCAUUAUGAGUAAUGAAGUUCUUUUAGUUUGUACCAAAAAUGAAUAUCCUUAGUCAGCGGAUCCACAUUUUGAGUAAAUAAUGUCAGAAGUAUUUUUUUUUUUAUAUUAUAUACUUCAAAGUACCAAAUCAAAUUAUAAAAGAGAAAAGAAAAAAAAGUAAACACACAUCAAAUAUUAUAAGUUUUCUGUAAUUUGCUGGAUUUCAUUCCACAUGUUGUACAAGAAUGCUGUUACAAUGAUCACAUCUUUUUUGUUCUCUUUUUGUGAAUUUUGGAAAUUGUACUCAUUGUGAUCUUAAUAUAAUACUUCUUUCAAAUAUAGUGGUGUAGUACUAGUAA
This is a messenger RNA of Beta vulgaris subsp. vulgaris (sugar beet), 1578 nucleotides long. RefSeq names its product auxin efflux carrier component 5. Bases 124 to 1248 code for a protein of 374 amino acids. Gene Ontology annotation, molecular function: auxin efflux transmembrane transporter activity. The transcript is spliced from 5 exons. Gene Ontology annotation, cellular component: plasma membrane; endoplasmic reticulum. The record is from RefSeq and is a predicted model, not a curated record. NCBI's taxonomy places the organism in Eukaryota, Viridiplantae, Streptophyta, Magnoliopsida, Caryophyllales, Amaranthaceae. Gene Ontology annotation, biological process: auxin export across the plasma membrane; auxin polar transport.